UAUCCUCACACCAGAGUAAGCCGAUACCUUAAAUUCGGUUCUGGACGCAGAGGGACAGUGCCAAUCGCCCUAGCAGGCCUGAUAACAUCAAAGUCUAUGUCCGAAUCACAAGUUUUGGCGAGAUGAACUGUUGGCGUGUCUUUUUAGUUUUAGCCGUGUUAGUAGGGGGCGCGGCAUACUUCCUGUACACGCCCUUUCCAGAUGAUGCUGUGGAAACAUCUCAACAGAUGGUACUGUCCAUCCUGACCGCAGCAAUACUUAAUAUGUGCGAUUUUCAAGAAUACAUGGGAUACUCGACUUUGACCAAGUGUGGCGUGAACCCGUUCAAUAUGCUGCCCGUCCGCACUGCUGAGGAGCUAUCGGAUGACAACGUCCAGGUAAAGAUAGAGUUAUUUGAUGGUGUUGAAGUGAGAAUAUAUGUACCACGUGACAGCAGUAUAAAGCGUCCUCUACCGGCAGUGAUAUUUUUUCAUGGUGGCGGCUGGGUGAUGGGAUCUGUUGACCAAUAUGAUUCAUUCACAAGGAGAUUAGCUUCGUCAAUUCCUGCUGUUGUGGUCUCAGUUGAAUACAGACUAGCACCACAGUACACAUUCCCUAUACCGUUCGAGGACUGCUUGACAGCCACCAAGUAUUUCAUGAAAAACGCCAAGACGUUCGGUGUCGAUGCCAGUCGAAUAGCCUUGUCAGGGGACAGUGCAGGAGGAAACCUGGCGAUGGCUGUCGGAACUAAGCUUACCCAGGAACGACAACCCCCUCGACUCCUUGGUCUGAUCUACCCGGCGCUCCAGAUGACAAACUUUAAAACGCCGUCAUAUAACACAUAUACAUCAUUCCCAUUCCUUCUAAGGGCAGAUAGAAUGGCUAAAUUUUAUUUACGAUAUGUUUUCGGAAAUGAAGAUUAUUUAGAUAAAUUCUUGGAAAACCAACACAUAACAGCGGAAACGCGUAAAACAGUCAACUCUAAAGUAAAUGUAGAGCUCUUGCCCGAAAAAUACCACAAGUUACAGACCCGCCCUCAGGAUUUGAAACCUGUCGAUAAAAGCCUUGCAGAAAAAGUAGAGAAAAUCAUCACCAAUGUAUAUCUUUGUCCUUUAAUGCUAGACGAUGAAAUCUUAUCUCAGCUUCCAAAAACGUACCUGUUGACUUGUGAAUUUGACCCUUUGAGAGAUGACGGCUUGAUGUUAGCAAAGCGUUGGAAAGACCUUGACUUUCCGGUUAAGCACGUGCACUGGGAAGGGAUACAACACGGAUUCAUGCCAUCAACUAAAAUGAAUCGGUCCAGAGAAGCAAUGGCGGAUUUUGUGGAUUAUCUGAGAAAAGAACUGUAGAAUAUUUCGAUUUUCCCGGGGUAGAAAUGUAAAAUAUAUGUAGAACGUUAAUUAUCGUAAUUCAGGGUGUUGUUAAUAAUUUUGAUGAUCCAUGAUAGAAAAUGAACUUAAGAAUGUAUAACAGUUGUCAUUUUACUACUUGAAAUGUAUCAGAUUUUAUUUUGUACAAAAUAUGUUGAUUAUGUCAUAUUAUUUGAUCAUUGUUUUUAUUGAUUUUUUUUAUAAUAUGAUAUUUUGAUACUAAUAUAUAUUGAGUACAUCCACAAUACCUUAGCCGACUUUCUCGGCGACCGUCUGUUAAUAUCUUACAUAUAAUCUAUCUUGACAAUUAGCAUGUCCUUGCCGUUGAAUAUAUUUUGAAUAGAAUGGCGUGCAGGAAAUUUUGAAACAAAUUCGGUGGUUUUGUCAACGUCAAAUCCGUACGCCAUGGAAAAAUGAUCUUGUUGUAAAAUGGACAAAUUGUUUUCUUGUAGAAAAGUCCUGUUUUAGUUUUACGAUUCAAUUAUAAGGAUUAAACUGGAUUAUGCAUACCUUCUAUGAAUAGACUGAACACUGAAGUACACUCUGGCCAUCUUUCCGAGUGCGGUCGGGUCCCAGAAACGCUUUGAUGUAUAAUGUCUCGUAAGCCAUUGGGCUGGAUAUUAAUAUUGUUUUUAUGUAAUUGUGCCUCAAAUGUCUGUUUUAUUGUGAUUGCAUUGACAUGUGACACUGAAAUAAAAUUAUGACUGAAUGGGUUCUA
This is a messenger RNA of Pecten maximus, 2067 nucleotides long. RefSeq names its product arylacetamide deacetylase-like. Gene Ontology annotation, cellular component: membrane; cytosol. Gene Ontology annotation, molecular function: sterol ester esterase activity; triacylglycerol lipase activity. The record is from RefSeq and is a predicted model, not a curated record. NCBI's taxonomy places the organism in Eukaryota, Metazoa, Mollusca, Bivalvia, Pectinida, Pectinidae. Gene Ontology annotation, biological process: triglyceride catabolic process.